Messenger RNA from Eucalyptus grandis, 1431 nucleotides. Its product is annotated as transcription factor MYC2. Gene Ontology annotation, biological process: regulation of DNA-templated transcription. The transcript has a single exon. The coding region runs from base 1 to 1431 and encodes 476 amino acids. Gene Ontology annotation, molecular function: transcription cis-regulatory region binding; DNA-binding transcription factor activity; protein dimerization activity. Gene Ontology annotation, cellular component: nucleus. Lineage: Eukaryota; Viridiplantae; Streptophyta; Magnoliopsida; Myrtales; Myrtaceae. The record is from RefSeq and is a predicted model, not a curated record.
AUGCGGGCCAGUCUUCGGACACCUAGUUAUGCCUCAACUUCUUAUAUAAGGGAGACAUCCUGGCUCGAGCUGAACAACUUGCUCCUCAUGGAAGAACUCGCAUCUUGCGCUUCCUCCUCCUUACUUUUCCCUUUUCAUCAUAAAGCCUCACCCACUCUCCAGCAACUCGUCCACUUGAUCCUCCAAACCCGAACUGAGGAGUGGAUUUACUUCAUCUUUUGGCGGCCCUCAAGAGACAAACACGGCUGUCUCGUCCUCACCUGGGCCGACGGCCAUUUCCAAGGAACUACAAGAGACCCAUUCACAUCCAAACACACCACCAAAAGGGUGCUCGAAGAAACCCAAUGUCUGAAUGAUAAGUUCGCUCACAGUAGCGACAUCGGUGACCCUGAAUGGUACUACAUAUUCUCGGUUGCGAGGUCAUAUUCAUCCGAACAUGGCCUUCUGGGGAAAGCAUUUCGCUCAGGAGGUCACGUCUGGUUGAAUGGUGAAGACCGCCAUGAGCUGGAGAUGUAUGAGUGUGAUGAGAGGGUCAAAGAAGCAAGAAUGUAUGGAAUCAAGAGCAUAGCGUGCAUAUCAAUCCCUAAUGGUUCUGGGGUUCUUGAAUUGGGCUCCUCAGAGAUCAUUAAAGAAGAUUGGAGCUUAGUUCAUUUGACCAAGUGCCUCUUCCCUUCUCGUUUCUGGAACCCUCCUGUCGAUCCUCGUGGAGAGAACCAAUCCAACGACGAAUCGGCACUUGUCGAUGCCAGCAAGCGUCCAUUUUCUAAACCUGUCGGCACGGCAUAUCAUAACAUAUCUAAGAAGAGCUAUCGGAAGAAAAUAGUCGACGACGACGAUAAAGAAUCUUCAUUGUCGCCGUCGCUGUCAGGUCCCUUGAGCCACGUGGAGGCAGAGCGGCAGCGAAGGGAUAAAAUGAACCAGCGGUUCUAUGCGCUCCGUUCCGUCGUCCCCAACGUGUCAAGGAUGGACAAGGCGUCUCUCCUUGCUGAUGCCGUCGACUACAUCAAGGAACUCCGGUCCCGGAUCGACGCAUUGGAGUCCAAGCUCUUCAAGUACGAGCGCUCGUCUCCGAAGCGCCUCAAGAGUGAUAGGGCUGUCGCUGACGUGAGUGAGACAACGUCGCUUCUGAGCAACAACAGCUCGACAAUGGCCUCAACGACGUUGGCUGUCCCAAGGCUGAGUGAGAUGGCGGUGGAGGUGAAGGUGUUGGGGCCGGAGGCGGUGAUCCUGGUGCGGAGCCCCAAUGUGGGGCAUCCGUGCGCGAGGUUGAUGGACGUGCUCGAGGAAUUGGGGUUGGCGGUCCGACACGCCAGCAUGUCGUGUGUGAAGGGGAUGAUGCGUCAGGAUGUGGUGAUUAGGACUCCGGUUGACUGCUUGGUCAGCGACCAUUCCAUGAGAGAUGCCAUUCGGAAUAAGCUAUGCAAGUUGUAA